Molecule: messenger RNA, 1614 nt
Organism: Bombyx mandarina (wild silkworm)
Lineage: Eukaryota; Metazoa; Arthropoda; Insecta; Lepidoptera; Bombycidae
Product: RING-type E3 ubiquitin-protein ligase PPIL2
Source: RefSeq, a predicted model, not a curated record
AAUUAUAAUAUCGUAAAAAACACUCAAGAUGGGGAAACGACAGCAUCAAAAAGAUAAAAUGUAUUUAACGUAUACGGAAUGGACAACUCUCUACGGUGGAAAACGUUCUGGAACGGCUACUGAAGAAGAUACAACAUUUAAAAGACUUCCAUUCGAUCACUGUUGUCUUUGUUUGCAGCCCUUUGACGAUCCCUACUGUGAUGCAGACGGCAAUGUAUUUGAAUUGCAAGCUAUCAUUGAUUUUCGAAAAAAGUUUAAAAUUAAUCCUGUGACUGGAAAGAAACUUGAUAUAAAAACUCUCAUAAAGUUAAACUUCUUCAAAAAUGCUGAAGAUGCCUACCACUGCCCAGUAUUAUUUAAACCCUUUACAAAAAACUCGCAUAUUGUUGCCAUACGCACUAGUGGAAAUGUCUACUCUUAUGAGGCUGUUGAACAGCUCAAUAUCAAAGGCAAAAAUUGGAAGGACCUGGUUGAUGAUACACCCUUUGCUGCACGUAAUGAUAUUAUCACUAUUCAGGACCCUCAAAACUUGGCAAAGUUUAAUAUAUCAAAUUUUCAUCACAUAAAACACAAUUUACGUGUUGAAACUGAAGAGGAAAUAGCAUUGAAAAAAGACCCUCAUGCAAGAUUGAAAACAGUAUCUGCCGAAACAAAAGAUAUAUUACAAGAAUUAGAAAAGGACUAUAAGGCACCAGAAAAGAAAGAAGAUCAAAAAGAGUCUGCCGACAAAUUCAAUGCGGCCCACUAUUCCACUGGGAAGGUCGCGGCCAGCUUCACAUCGACAGCAAUGGUACCGGAGACGACACACGAAGCAGCCAUCAUAUGUGAAGAUGAGGUUAUUUAUGAAAGAACAAAAAAGAAAGGCUAUGUAAGACUGGUAACAAAUGUAGGACAUCUGAACUUUGAAUUGUACUGCGACGUAACGCCCAAAACUUGUCACAACUUCAUGACACAUUGUAAAAAUGGAUACUACAACGGAACAAAGUUCCACAGGUCUAUCAGGAAUUUUAUGAUUCAAGGAGGAGAUCCAACGGGCACAGGGUUGGGAGGCGAAUCCAUUUGGAAGAAACCUUUUGAUGAUGAAAUUAAGCCAAACUUGCACCACACCGGACGAGGAGUCUUGUCUAUGGCUAACUCGGGAACCAAUACUAACGGAUCACAAUUUUUCAUUACGUUCCGUUCGUGCAAACAGUUGGACGGUAAGCACACUAUAUUCGGGAAGCUGGUCGGCGGUCUGGACACUCUGAACGCCAUGGAGUCGAUUGAGGUCGACAAUAAAGACAGGCCCAUACAGGAUAUAGUUAUUGAAGCAGCCCAAGUCUUUGUGGAUCCUUUCGCUGAGGCUGAAGAGGAGCUUGCUAAGGAACGAGCGGCAGAAUUAAAACGCAAAGCGGAAGAGAAGGAUCCCGGAGUCAGACCUAAAAAAGCGACACAACCCCUUAAAGUGUUCAGGGAAGGUGUCGGUAAAUACUUGAACUUGCAAGAGUCUACAACGAAACCAGGAAAAGACCAGGAAAUUCCAACAAAAAAACCCAAAAAAGAUGUCACUAGUUUUGGUAAUUUUGAUACCUGGUAAUAACAAAGUGCUUAUUGUUAAUAUUGUAAAUAAAUGGA